Messenger RNA from Anoplopoma fimbria (sablefish), 6784 nucleotides. It is a transcript of the gene fmr1, whose product is annotated as fragile X messenger ribonucleoprotein 1. Bases 389 to 2260 code for a protein of 623 amino acids. NCBI's taxonomy places the organism in Eukaryota, Metazoa, Chordata, Actinopteri, Perciformes, Anoplopomatidae. Gene Ontology annotation, molecular function: protein homodimerization activity; mRNA 3'-UTR binding; translation regulator activity. The transcript is spliced from 15 exons. The record is from RefSeq and is a predicted model, not a curated record. Gene Ontology annotation, cellular component: neuronal ribonucleoprotein granule; presynapse; dendritic spine. Gene Ontology annotation, biological process: regulation of mRNA stability; regulation of translation at postsynapse, modulating synaptic transmission; anterograde axonal transport.
GAAGAACGCGAUGACGUCACGCGGAGAGACGCAACCAGCAGUAGCCGCUCCACCACCAAUCACACGCCACUAACAUAACGAGCUAGCACAAGCUAACACCGCGCGCUACGUCAAUUCGCAUUGUGACUUAUCGUACGUCCGGGAAAAACGCGAGAUUCACAGACCGUGCCGAACGGGAGGAACAACACACACACACACACACACACACACACACACACACACACACACACAGCUACCGUGGCCUCUCCUCGCCAUCCGACUGGCCGGGCUAGCGGAGCCCAGCGAUAGCGAACUCUGCCUCGGCUAGCGUCAGGCUAGCCAGCUAGCUAGCUAGCUAGCCACUGACAUAGCUAACGGCGGGGUUGGCUAGCUAGCGGUAACUCGCGUCAUGGACGAACUGGUCGUGGAAGUGAGGGGGACAAGCGGGGCCUUUUAUAAGGCCUUUGUGAAGGAUGUUCACGAAGGAGCCGUCACUGUGGCAUUUGAAAACAAUUGGCAGCCAGAGCGUCAAAUCACGUUCCAGGAUGUGCGUUUCCCCCCACCAACGGGCUUCUGCAAGGAUAUCAACGAGAGCGACGAGGUCGAGGUGUAUUCCAGGGCUAAUGACAAGGAACCAUGUGGAUGGUGGCUGGCCAAGGUCCGCAUGGUCAAAGGAGAGUUUUACGUAAUAGAGUAUGCUGCGUGUGACGCCACACUAAAUGAGAUAGUGACACUGGAGCGGUUACGGCCGGUCAACCCCAACAAACCAGCCACCAAAACCACCUUCAUCAAGAUCAGACUGGAUGUAACUGAGGAUCUACGGCAGAUGUGCUCCAAGGAAUCCGCACACAAAGACUUUAAAAAGGCAGUCGGAGCGUUCAACGUCACCUACGACUCAGAGAAGAAGCAGCUGGUCAUUUUGUCUGUGAAUGAGUUCACAACAAAGCGGGCCAACAUGAUGAUUGACAUGCACUUCAGGAGCCUCCGCACCAAACUGUCUCUCAUGCUGAGGAACGAGGAGGCCAACAGACAACUGGAGAGUUCCAGACAGCUGGCGUCACGGUUUCACGAACAGUUUGUAGUUCGUGACGAUCUCAUGGGUCUGGCCAUCGGGACCCACGGGGCCAACAUUCAGCAAGCCCGUAAAGUCCCCGGAGUCACCAACAUAGACCUGGACGAGGAGACGUGCACCUUCCACAUAUACGGAGAGGACCAGGAUGCUGUGCGCAUAGCGAGGAGUUUCCUGGAGUUCUCUGAAGAUGUCAUCAAAGUUCCCCGGAACUUAGUAGGGAAGGUGAUCGGCAAAAACGGCAAACUGAUCCAGGAGGUGGUUGAUAAGUCUGGGGUAGUUCGGGUUCGUAUUGAGCCAGAGAACGACAAAAAGCCCUCAGCAGCAGCAGCGGCGGCAGCAGACGAGGGACUGGUGCCAUUUGUAUUUGUGGGGACCAAGGAAAGCAUCUCCAAUGCUACAGUGCUGCUGGACUAUCACCUCAACUACCUUAAGGAGGUGGAUCAGCUCCGCCUGGAGCGUCUUCAGAUCGACGAGCAGCUGAGACAGAUCGGAGGGGGAGGCGGAGGAGGAGGAGGAGGAGGGACGGGGCCGCGAAACCUCAAAGACAAGACCUACGUGUUCGAUAACGGCAUGGGGCUGGGCAUGGGCAGAGGGGGAGCAGGAGGCGGAGGAGGAGGAGGGAAGCCCUUUGGAGGAGGGGGAGGAAGAGGCGGCAGAGGGCGAAGAGGAGGAGGUGCAGCUUUCGCCUCAGGCACCAACUCAGAGGCGUCCAACGCCUCGGAGACGGAGUCGGACCACAAAGACGAGCUCAGCGAUUGGUCGCUGGCCCCCACCGAGGAGCUGAUGACCGGAGGCGGGACCCUGCCCAGACGGACAGACGGGAGGAGGAGAGGAGGAGGCGGAGGAGGACCGCGAGGACGAGGGGGGAGAGGAAGAGGAGGUGGAGGUUAUAAAGGUGACGACAUGCAGUGGAGCGAGCCAAGGCCACGUCAUGUCAGAGACCCCAAGACAAGAGCGCAGGAAGAAACUCUACAGACUGUACGCAUUUCCUUUCUCCCACAGAUCCGCGUAGACAGUAACAACGAGCGCAGCGUGCAGCACUCCUCGGGGGGGCGAGGAGGAGGAGGAGGGCCUUCCUCAUCCCAGGUUGGGAUCGGCACCAGUGGCGGCGAGGGCCCGCCUCGCCACCACCAUCAGAGACCCAUCAGAGACCGAGGGGUGAAGAAGGACAAACAGGACGCUCCUCCGCUGGUCAACGGAGUGUCGUAGACGCACCACUGGACGACCUUCUCACUUAGACAUACACACACACACGCACACACACACACACAGGCAACUCGUCAUAAACCAUCGUAGAGUCUCUCUUGCUUUUUUUCUUUCCCUGUCUUUUGUCAAACACGUGAAAACACACAUCUCGUCAGCAUGGAAGGCGAUCUGGUAUCUGCUGGUCCGCUCUGUUGAGGUCUCCUGAGUGCUCCGGUCCGCUUCGUCCCUGACGGCUCCGGUUUGUGCAGUUCUUCGCCCGGAGGGACAGAUGAAAGAAACAGUACUUUUUGGACAAAAAGAAAAGAAGACGAGGGAUUUGACUCAUCUCCCACAGAGGCACUCAUCACAAACAUGCUCCCACACCCAUCGCAAGCAAGUCAUUAUUUGCUUGUUUUCUUUUUUUUCAAAUCAACAAAAUCGGAUGAUUUUAAAUUUUUUGCCCCAGCCCUGUUUGGACUUCCUCACACAAGAAAAAAAGGAAAAUCGAGGAAAUAGUUGGUCGACAAGGAAACACAGAAUUACAGCAGCAUGAAAAAAUGUGUUCCUUCCCUCCUGCUUUAUACAUUUUUACUGCAGAUGUUAGUUGUAGAGGAUCUGACAGCUCACAGUUUUAGUGGCGUCAGUGUUUCCCACGGUUUAAGAACUUCUUUUUUGUGGUCUAAAGCUCCAUAAUCCAGCAUUUCAGGAGUUAAAGCGUCCCAUGUUUUAGGAUGAAUUGGGAACAGGUAAAAAUGACCCACCCACUUUUCUCCUCAUUUUAAGUCGUCUGUGUUUAGUUUCUUGUUGCCAAGAAAAUGUAGAAAUCCUCCGGACCAAGCAUGAUUUCAACAACGCAUUAGACGUAACAAUGGGGACACAUAAAUCUGAGGCACUCUGAUGCAAAUAUAGUGUAUAAAAAGCUUUUACACAAGCAAAGAUAGUAACUCCUAAGAGUCUUCAACAGGGUAAAAAAAAAAACGUCUUGCACUGCUGUUAUAUUUAAAAUGAAUCACCAAAACUGAGCUCCGUGCACACAACCAUCAGUGACCCGGCCAAACCGUCUUCACCGGGCCGAUUGGAUCAGUAAUGUAUUGUACAAAAUACGCUUUUUUUAUGCAGGCCAAGUGAAAAUCAUUAACACUGUUUUUUUUAGUUUUUUUUAAAUUUCCCGCACAAAAUCUUACAUCCGCAGCAACGCCAAAAAGCUCAAAGUAAAACUGGUAGCCUUGAUCAAUCAUCACAAGCACUGUUAAAAAGUUCAGAACAUAAAGAAACGGCAGAUUUGUGUGAUUCAGUCAGCUGUCUGUGGAGAUAAGAACACCCAAAUACGACUGGUGAGACACGAGUUCUGAUAUUUAAAGAAAUCACACAAAUCUAGACACAAAUUAGCUUAUUUUAAAUCUUAACACGGAUAAAAAGGAUUCUAAAUUCAGCAUACAAAACCUGCAGAUCCACAUAAGUAUAUAUACAGUCAUUCUAAAAAGAAGCAGGGACUCACGACUAAAUCGCCUUACCACAGUCGUGAAUAAAAGCCCGUCUCGAUUCGUUCACGGUAACGUUUCUGCAGCGUCCCGUCAGCAGGAGUCCACGUCCUGAACCAGACUGAUGGGAGCCCUUUUGGACCUCAGCAGUGGGACGUCUCCCAGAGAGGGGUUAGGCUGUAAGCUUUCGUCUAGUUCCGCUCACUUACAUUUAACUAAGCACUCUUGGAUGGACGCCGGUGAAAUAAAUUCAAGUAAUUUUAAUAUUUUUUUUUUGCUUUCAGACAAACCUGAUCAGGUUACAGGAUUGAGGCGGCAACACGGUGAAUGUAGAACUCCUGUCAGCUGAUCACAUGAGCUUUUCUUUAAUUUAUGAAAACCUUUGUAUUUAACCUUUUUGUUGUUUCGCAGUUAGAAAACCUGUUUGAAGUAUUACUGUAGAAGAAACAACGUUUCAUUGAGUUAUACCUUGACGAAAUAAAAACAAAUUGGUGUAAGUUUAAUUCUUCUUUGGUUUUCCGACUUAUUCUGGGUCCGCCCCUCUUACUUAAGCAUUUUUUGUUUUAGUCUUAUUUCAUUUUAUUUCCUGUCGACUGCAUAUUGUUAACGGCAGAGCAGGGGAAUUCUAACUUUGAUACAGUUAAUCGGAACCUUCAUUAAACCACAAUAUCAGGUUUUGUGCCGCGAUCAUAAAAGAUUCAAAGCAUUUUUUAUAUACGUGAUUUGACGUUGUGCAUUGGCUCAGAGCAGGUUCACUAAACUUAUUUGUGACAAACCUAGUCAGAGUACAAAGUCGGGUCUAAUGAAGAAUAAUUUAGUCCAGUUUUCUGAGGCUUAUUCGUAAAAUCCCCUCAAAGUGUUGCCCACAGUCUCGGGGCUGCUGUCUGUGCUUUUUGCCACUCCGGUAGUUCAUAAUGAGGCUCCUUUUUAUCUCAGUGCCUUGGAUUUAUGCUACCCCAUUCCAAGAUUUUUACACUCUGUCCAACCCCACCACCUGUGUUUUUUUACUUGUUUCUUGCAUGUGUAAUUCUCUCACCCUAAAUGCAUUUUCAAAAAAAAUUGUUUAUAAAUUUUACAAUGGUGUAAGGUGCCCUCCACAGUUUCUGGCCAUUUAUUUAGUUCCCACGGCAGUUUCAGUCUUCUGUCAUUGCUCCGGACUAGAGCUCUGUGAAGCAGAGACUGAAACAAAGAGGCAGUCGUGUUAUCAAAUAGCUGAAAGGGAAAGUUUAAACGGUGCAGGUGUUCAGACAUCAAAGUAACAGGUGUUCCAACCUGCUGUUGGGCUGACACCACAGAGUUACUGACUUAAUACAUCUACUGCAUGGUAAUAUCCUUAGUGGCAUCAUCAUCAUCAUCAUCAUCCUCAAAAUAAAUAGAUUACCGUGAAUGUGGCACGAAGGCCUUUAAAGAUAAUUUACAUUCUCAGUUGUCCCAAAUUGUACCCUAAAUUCAAAUACACGAUUAAGUGUUGAAAGUUUUUGUGGAUUUGAAGGGAGGUUGAAAAUAGUAUUAGUUUGGAUAAAAGAUUUAAAAAAAAAAAAUGUGAGAAAAUCAGUGUAAAACAGAGAAAACAAAUAGGAAAAAAAGGUUUAUUGUGGUUUCUCUGGGCAUUCAUAGGCUUUUCAACAAUUUAUUAAAAUACUGUAUUACAUAAUUUUCUUGUAGCUUAGCACUUCAGGAAUAGUCUUUAAUUUAGCUUCCCUCUCUGUGGUGCUUUAACAGUUUUGUUUUUUUUAAUGUUUUUUUGGAAAUACGCUUGUUUGCAUUCUUGCUAUAAGUUAGAUGUGAAGAUUGUUACCACUCCUGUGUCUGAACAGUAAUAUGAAGCAAGAGCCAAAAGGCGCUUAGCUUAGCUAAAGACGGUAAACAGGGUCUAAAAUCUGCCAACUAGUACUAAUAAAUCUUACUUAUUAACAUAUCUUCUAAAAUGACAUAUCGUCUUUGUUCAAUCUAUCCAAAAAGUGACAUUUUCUAGCAUGUGAAAGCUGAUUUAUAAUUUGGGGGUAAAUAAUUGUUGACUCAUAGCUAAAAAAGCUGCAAAUGCUCAGAGAAACCUCGCCAUAUUUUGUGUGACAUGUGCCUUUUAAUAGUGGCUAGUAUCACAACCUAGACAUGUAAAUCAGGGAUGUUGAGGCGGGGAUGAAGAACAUGGCGCCUAAAGAUGGCUACUUCCUGCCAUGACAUCAUUGAUUCACCCUUUGGUCGUCGAGUGUUUCUGAACUUCCUUUAAACUGAAAGAACGGUGGGUCCAGGAAACCCGCCAGCCCUAACCAUGAUACCGUUUAUCACUGAAGGUGUGUCCUUGUACAUUCCAAAAAACAAACCCUGUAGCUCAUGACCUGGUUCAUCUCAUCUGUGAAACGGAUUCAGUUGCUUUUUUUUAGGCCAGUGCAGUUAAUGACCUUGAUGGGCAACUUUAGUUCAGUUCCAAAGAAAUAACGUUAGCUUGAGGUACAAAAUGGUUUGACCCAGUGUAGCUCUCUUCCCUAUAUCUCUCUCUCUCCCUCCUUUGAAAGCAACUGAAGUAAUGAAAAGAUUUCAAAAGUUGAGCCAGGUCUUUAACCAGAGAUCAUAAGACCUUUCUAGUCUUGCAAUGCAUGUACAUCUUUAUAAUGGAUUUUGGAGACUUUCAGUAGUUUCGGACAAGUUCAUAGAAAAAGAAUCUUUGUCAGAUUUGUCCUUGACUUGAGUUCGGCUUGGUUAGCCAGUGACCACCAUCAACUUAGAGUCAAUGACACACGGUGAACUUUUACCUUUUAGAAAAUGUCACAAUGAAACGGUUAUGUAACAUGAUGAAUCAUAAAACUGGCUUUUUAUUUUUAUUUUUUUUUUUAGAAGUUCAUCUUUCUUUUUCUGAAGUAUUAUUGAUGUCAUUUUCUCUCACUAAUCUGUUAGGAGCUUUUGCUUUCACUUUCCGCUCACACUGCAGCCAAGUUGCAUUUUUUAUUCCAGUGAUCAUUCUCUGCAGUGCGUCGACAAAUGGCUCAAGUGAAAGUAACAUCUAUAUUGUCAAUAGAGCAUCAAUAGUAUGGAGUUGCUUUGUAUUGUAAAAAAAAAAAAAAAAAAA